Molecule: messenger RNA, 2298 nt
Organism: Helianthus annuus (common sunflower)
Lineage: Eukaryota; Viridiplantae; Streptophyta; Magnoliopsida; Asterales; Asteraceae
Product: isocitrate dehydrogenase [NAD] regulatory subunit 3, mitochondrial
Exons: 4
Coding region: 1013-2155 (380 amino acids)
Biological process (GO): tricarboxylic acid cycle; isocitrate metabolic process
Cellular component (GO): mitochondrion
Molecular function (GO): isocitrate dehydrogenase (NAD+) activity
Source: RefSeq, a predicted model, not a curated record
ACCGUUGUAAUGUUACCGUUUAUUUACCAAAUAUAUAUACACCCACAAUAUAAAUUUUAUUUACCAAACUUUCUUUCAACAUUCUUUCAAACAUCACAAAAUACAAACACCAAAAAUACAACAAAGAUGGAAGGUUCAAGCAAGAGAGGUUCGGGUUCGAGCAAAAGAGGUUCGGGUUCGAAGAAAAAUCCCGUACGACCCAAGGUUCGAGCGAAUCUUGGUGAGCCGGCGCGCUUUUGGUUGCAAGACGAACCCGACCAAAUCCCAUAUUUUCAAACCCAACAAUUUCCACCCUUUCAAUCACAACUGUAUCAAAACCAACCGUUCGUUUCACUGCUAUUUCAACCUCACCAAUUUCAACCCCAACCGUUUCCACACUCUCAAACCCAAUUCUACCAUGUCGAUCCACUAGGAGAUGACACCCUCAUGCAACAAUUUGCACGUGCGUACCGCGAACUACAACAAAAUCUCGAUGACGAUGAAGAUGAGGAUGAUGUUCAAGAAGUACAAGAAGAAGAAGACGAAGACGUUCAAGAAGUUGAUGUUGUCCCGCGAACUACAACAAAAUCUCGAUGACGAUGAAGUUUUUUUAUUUUAGUAUGUAAUUUAGGUUUUAUUUAAAUGAAAUUUAUAAUUUAUAAUUUUAGUGUUUUAUAGUUAAUUUAUAAUUUAAAAACAAAAAAAAAGUUAUAAGUAAUGAAAUUCCAUCACCGGUGACGGACAUCUCCACUAAAAUCUAUCACUAGUGAUGGAAUAAUGCUUGAUGACAUAACGGAACUUGAUUGGAAGUUGUGAGUGGAUGAUGAGUGAUAAGUGAUGACCACCCCUACCCCUAAUUUUAUUUUUAAUUAAAAUUAAAUAAAAGAACAUUCUUUUAUUUUUCAUUUUUAUUAUAUUAUAUGAAGCAUUUGAUUCCAAACGGAAAGCAAAAUACACCCAAAAAACAGUUAUACAACAAACACAAAACUGUCUCAAGAUCUCAAGAACAACCAUAAUUAUAUAACCCUCAAAAAUGUCUCUAACAUCAACCCUAAUUCUAAAAAGAUUCAUUUCUUGCACACCAUCACAUCUCCGAUCAUGCAUCCGCUCCAUAACCUACAUGCCCCGACCCGGAUACGACGCGGUAAAACCCGUCACCCCGAUCACCACCGACGGUGUUCCUCGGCCCGUUACAUUGAUCCCCGGUGACGGUAUUGGCCCGUUGGUCACCGGGGCGGUAGAACAAGUGUUCCACGCCAUGCAAGCGCCGGUUACGUUUGAGAAAUUUGACGUGCAUGGGAACAUGAACAAGGUUCCUGAUGAUGUUAUGGAUUCGAUUCAGAAGACUAAAGUUUGUUUGAAAGGCGGGUUGAUUACACCGGUGGGUGGAGGGGUUAACUCGUUGAAUCUUUCGUUGAGGAAAGAGUUGGAUUUGUUUGUUUCGCUUGUGAAUUGUUUUAAUAUGGAUGGGUUGCCUACGAGGCAUGAGAAUGUGGAUAUUGUUGUGAUUAGGGAGAAUACUGAGGGGGAGUAUUCUGGGUUGGAGCAUGAGGUUGUUCCUGGUGUUGUUGAGAGUUUGAAGGUGAUAACGAAAUUCUGCUCAGAACGUAUUGCGAAGUAUGCUUUUGAGUAUGCUCACCUGAACAACAGAAAAACGGUGACGGCUGUUCAUAAAGCAAACAUUAUGAAGCUUGCAGAUGGUCUUUUCUUGGAAUCUUGUAGGGAGAUUGCCAAAAGCUAUCCUGAGAUCAAGUACAAUGAGAUUAUUGUGGACAACUGCUGCAUGCAACUUGUUUCAAAACCUGAGCAAUUUGAUGUCAUGGUGACACCUAACCUUUACGGAAACCUAGUUGCAAACACGGCUGCUGGUAUCGCUGGCGGCACAGGCGUCAUGCCAGGAGGAAAUGUUGGGGUUGAAUACGCAAUCUUUGAACAAGGUGCAUCAGCCGGGAAUGUUGGGAAACCAAAAAUGGUGGAGAAGAAAAAAGCAAACCCGGUGGCUUUACUCCUUUCAUCAGCCAUGAUGCUUAGACACCUAGAGCUUCCUGAAUAUGCAGAUCGUUUAGAAAGUGCAGUGAAACGCGUUAUCAAAGAGGGUAAAUACCGCACAAAAGACCUUGGUGGAAGUAGCACAACACAAGAGGUUACUGAUGCAGUCAUAUCUGCACUUAAAUGACUUGAAUCAUAAACAUAAGCUACACCUUUUUGCCAGCCUGAUUAUCAUGUUAUCAUUCUUUGUUUGCAUUUAGAGUUGAUUUCGUUCAAAUAAGUUGAUCUUCUAACUUUUAAAAGAAUAGUGAUCGGUUUUUAUCUCUGCAA